Rotaria sp. Silwood2 is the source of this 1265-nucleotide messenger RNA. Lineage: Eukaryota; Metazoa; Rotifera; Eurotatoria; Philodinida; Philodinidae. The record is from the annotation of a GenBank genome assembly.
AUGCUUCAAUUGUGUCCACUGGAACAUCUUCUAGAAUUUCUUGCUCCGGGCUCUUAUGCAGAGUUGGCUUGUAAAGGUCGUCCUUGUACCAAUUGUGGCAAAUGCCGUGACUGGUACUAUGAGGGCGAUCUGAGCACAUGGGAAUGGAUAAUAAGUGUGAAGAAUUGGGAUGAAGAAGAUAGGAAGCUGUGGGACGAUGGUAACUUUUCUAGGCGGUUCAAGCGUCGUGAUCGUGCCCCAUGUAAUGGUUCUUUUGGUUAUUAUUAUGAUCGUCGUCGUAAUUAUCAUGGUGGUCAUAUUAGAACUUACAUUGAUUGCGAAUGUGGCGAGGGUUAUGAUACUUAUUUCACUCGCCAUGGCUAUGAUGGUUGUGGUUAUCGGUAUAAUUUUAUUGGCCAUGUUUUCUCUUAUUGUCAAUGUUCAGAGAAUAUUAAAAAAAAGUGAAUUUUUCCAAAAGUUUAAAGACUUUUAAGGCAAUUUUGUUGUGUUGCUCUUUUUUCCACAAUAAAAAGAACGUAAGUGUGAUCACAUAGCACAUGCAGUUGUUUUCAGCGGUGAAAGUUGAGCAUGGGUUUGGGGGCGGGGGAUAACUCAAAGAAGUACAUAACACGUUUCGAAAGUUUUAUGGGUUCAUCAUCAGGCAUAUUUGAAUUAAGGAAUGCUGCAUGAAUACUCACAAGAACAUCUUGAAUCAUAGUGAAAAUAGGCUGCAUUGGUAUUCGUAGUAAAGUACAAAAUCAUUCUGCUGAAUCUUAGCUAUUACUUUUCAUCAUCUUAUUUCUUGUUAUAUACAGGUAAUAAUCAAUCGAAACGAAUUGGGUGUGGGUGUGCCUGGGGGUGUGGUUGUGAGUUGGGUGUGUGGUUGUGAGUUGGGUGUGGGCGUGUGUAAGAGAUUAGCAGAAUGAACCCACACCCACACCCACACCCACCCACACCCCCAUACCCACACCCACACCCAAAAGAGAUAAAUUUCUAAUCAGAUUCUUUGUCUACUUUUGUUAUAACUUCUCUCAUGAAUAAGAUUUUGAAAAAAAUUAUCUUUUAUAUUUUGUUGACAACUUCGAUAGAUUCACUAAUGAAAAUAGAUUUUAUUUGUCGAUAUUUUAGAAUUGAAACAAAGAAAAUAUUAUUCAAGAAAACUGAACUCAAAAUGUUUAGAAUCAUAUUUUUAGUUAAUCAAUGAAUUCUAAAGUUGAUUUCAACUUUUAUUUUCUUCAUUAAAAAUACUUCAUUUUUCUUAUGUCUAACUAAAAACUCAUUUAUUC